AUGGGGAACUCACCAAAGGGAGCCCGUGGUGAUGAAAAUGGGCAUAGUAACAAAAAGGCUAAAUCUGAGGAAGGUUCUGCUACACCUUUCAAGUUUGGUAAUGAGGCUGAUGACGUAGAUCCAACUGGUUCAGAUUUUUCUAACGAGCUACCUACGCCGUUUGAUAACUUUGUUAGCCAGGAGGAAGAUGACAGUACUGGACACAGCAAUAAUGGGGUAGAGCUUCCAGAGACCAGCUUGCCGAGCACGACUUUGGCUUUACCUACAGCAUCUGGGGCAGGUUCAAGUAAUAGUAAUGGUAGUGGUAAUGGUAACAACACCAAUAGCAAUGUGAAGAAAUCUCCGCAAAAGGUACAGAAGGCAGUUUUGAAUAGCAAGGUGAAUGUUACAGCGGCGAGGAAACAAGGGCAAAGUACAACUGCUCCAAAACGCCAGAGCGAUCCUGACAAACUAAGUGAUGCGCUCUUAUCUGCUGGUGUGGAUGUUAGGGAGGAGGAAGCACUAUUAAACUCUACAGUUACGACCAUGAAGUCUAACUCCCAAGUCUCCAAUAAUCAGCUGCCACCGCAUCCUCCAUUUCUGCACCCCGCCCACAUUGCUAGUAUGAUGAAGAAGGUAGCAGCAGACCAGAGCUUUAACCAAGAUUUUUCGAAAAACUCGGAUUUGCUGAGUCUAAUGUCCACUGCAUGUGAGCUGUAUAUUAGGGACAUCGUCACAAAUUCCAUAGUCAUAUCGCGCCAUCGGCGUAAAGCGGUGAAGUUAAAUUCUGGAAGGAGAAGCGAGAUGACACGAAUACUAAGAGACCUGGCCUUAAAACAACGAGAACAAGAGGAACGUAGAGUUAAACGGAGAAUAGCAUUAGGCUUAGAAAAGGAAACUGUCGACGCAAAGCUGGACAGCGGGGAAACACUCCAUCGGGCUUCUAAUGCAACCGCAAAUAUGAUGAUUGCAGGAGGUAAGAAAAAAUAUAGUUGGCUCACAUCAAGCUCUAAAUCAAAUGCAGUAGAUCUGAAAAAUACAGGCAAAGUAUCUUCCGCCGUUGCUGCAAGAGGCGAUUUGGGGAUCAAAUAUAGAGAGGCAAGAGAAGAACCUGGCAUCGUAAUGAGGGAUCUACUAAAUGCAUUAGAGAACAGGAGAGUUGGGGUGAAUAACACCAUUGCUAAAGGCUAUGCUAGGAUAAGAGACUAA
Eremothecium cymbalariae DBVPG#7215 is the source of this 1188-nucleotide messenger RNA. It is a transcript of the gene TAF4, whose product is annotated as Taf4p. The coding region runs from base 1 to 1188 and encodes 395 amino acids. NCBI's taxonomy places the organism in Eukaryota, Fungi, Ascomycota, Saccharomycetes, Saccharomycetales, Saccharomycetaceae. Gene Ontology annotation, cellular component: transcription factor TFIID complex. Gene Ontology annotation, molecular function: RNA polymerase II general transcription initiation factor activity; DNA binding. The record is from RefSeq and is a predicted model, not a curated record. Gene Ontology annotation, biological process: transcription initiation at RNA polymerase II promoter. The transcript has a single exon.